AUGCAGCACGAGGCCUCCUACCGACAAACGCCAGCCACCACCUUCAACCGCCGGAAGCACCGAGGCACGUACGACGCCGAGACGAUCCACAACAUUGUCAACACAUCGAGCGUCUGCCAUGUCGGCUUCCAGCCGUCGCCCGACGAUCCGUAUCCCGUCGUGCUGCCCAUGAUCGCCCAGAUUGCCGUCUAUCCCCCCGACGCCGGCGACGACGUGGCCCCCGCCUGCUACCUGCACGGCUACGUCUCGAGCCGGCUGAUGAGGCUGGGCGGCGACGGGCUGCCCGUGUGCAUCGAGGCCACCAAGGUCGACGGCUUCACCAUGGCCCUGACCCCCUUCAACCACAGCUACAACUACCGCUCCGCCAUGAUCCAGGGCGACGCCGCCGUCGUCGAGGACCCCGACGAGAAGAUCUGGGCCAUGCAGCUCAUCACCAACGCCGUCGUCCCCGACCGGUGGGCCCACACGAGGGUGCCACCCGACGCCGGCGAGAUGCAGUCGACUCGCAUCAUGAAGGUUCGUAUCGAGCGGGCUAGCGCAAAGGUCAAGGGCCACGUCCCGAGCGACGAGAAGAAGGACCUGAGGCGCGACGACGUCGUCGACGACGUCUGGACCGGCAUCAUCCCCGUGUGGGAGACGUUUGGCGAGCCCGUCCCCAGCCCGUACAACAGAGUCAAGGAGACCCCGGCCCACAUCGCCGACUUUGUCAAGAACGAGAAUCUCAAUGCGAUGGAGUUUGCCACCGAGGCUGCCUCUGCCGCCGAGCCCUCGAAGAGCGGGGCCUCCUAA
Molecule: messenger RNA, 789 nt
Organism: Diplodia corticola
Lineage: Eukaryota; Fungi; Ascomycota; Dothideomycetes; Botryosphaeriales; Botryosphaeriaceae
Product: flavin-nucleotide-binding protein
Exons: 2
Coding region: 1-789 (262 amino acids)
Source: RefSeq, a predicted model, not a curated record